UCAAAUCCUCGUACUCCCGCGAACGACCAUAAACCAUCGUUCCCAUGGCGCAGCCGGCAGUAACGGCACCCAUGCUUCCGCCUAUCAAGGCUGAACACGAUCCCAAUCCACCACCUCCGCAACCAGAAACUACCACCCCUAUCAACCAAGAACCACAACCCACCACCACCACCACUUCCCCCCCAUCUCGACCACCACAAACCCCGUCAUCUCCUCCGUUUGUCCCAUCUUUUCUCAAUUCAAUAACCUACCUCCGCGACCUGUCCGCCGCCCUUGAAACCUUCCACAGUUGCUAUUACGACCUCCAAGCUCACCUCGAUUCCAUUAAUUCCGCUCUUGAUUCCCAAUUAUCUCUCCAAAAAUCCAAUCUUUCCUCCCCACCCCGUGAAAUUUUACCCAUUAUUCCCCUCCCUCCGCCCACCUCCACCCGACCGCCAUCAAACCCUUCUCCAGUAAAAGAAAAAGAAAAAGGAAAAGGGAAAUCAUGUCAAUCAGAGCUGGAAAGCCUUUGUACAUUAAUGUCUAGCAGGGGGCUUCGGAAAUACAUGGUAACUAAUAUUGGAGAACCGGAUAAACUCCGAGAAGAAGUUCCAAAAGCAUUGGAACUCUCGCCUAAUCCGGCAAAAUUGGUUCUUGAAUGCUCUGGGAGAUUUUUUUUGCAAGGGAGUAAAGCUUAUACUAAAGAUUCCCCCAUGAUUCCGGCGAGGGAGGCUUCUGUUUUAGUGUUAGAGUGUUUUUUGCUGAUGGAAAAUGAGGGUGGCGAUGAUAGAGUGAUUAAGAUUGAGAAGGCGAUUAAAGAAGAGGCCGCUGAGGCUGCUAUGGCUUGGCGAAAGAGAUUGAUUAAUGAAGGAGGUUUGGCUAAGGCUAGUGAGAUCGAUGCCAGAGGAUUGUUGUUUUUUCUUGGGUGUUUUGGGAUACCUGCGGGGUUUAGAAAUGACGAUUUCAGGGAUUUGGUUCGAGCCGGUAAUGUAAAGGAGAUUGCAGGUGUUUUGAAGAGAUCAAGUGUUCUUGUCACCAAGUUUUCAGACAUAAUAGGUUGGAUGGUGAAGAAUAAAAUGGCUGUUGAUGCUGUUGAUGUUGCUUGUACUUUUGGCUUUGAGGAUAAGUUCAAUCCUCAAACAAUUUUGACUUCAUUUUUGCGAGAGUCUAAAGAAACCUCCAAGAAAACGAAAAGUUCAACACAGGGUUCAUUGGCUGCAUUGAAUGAGGCAAAGAAGAAGCAAUUGUCUGCUUUGACAUCUGUUGUCAAGUGUUUGGAGAGUCAUAAAAUUGAUCCCUCAAAGCUUCUACCAGGAUGGCAAAUCAAUGAGAAAAUCAAGAGCUUGGAGAAAGAUAUUGCUGAUUCUGACAAGCAUAUAAGGGAGAAGGCAGUUCCAAAACGAAAAGCAGAUCAAACUGAUUCUUCAAAUUUGAAGAGCCAAGAAGUCAAACGGUCACGUUACACUGGUCAAGGACCACAGCAGCAGAAAGUACAUAUUCAUAUUGAUAGCGAGAGGAACAUUCUGGAUGGAGUCCAUGGACACAUAAACAGAUCUUAUGCUUUACCAUCUGCAUUGCAUGGAGCUGGUGCAAGGUUGUUACCAGAGGGCAUUGCUUGCUCUGUUGUAGGAAUUGGUGGUGAUGUCCUUGGAGCUGGAAUAGGUGGUGGUAUAUCGGGAAGUGCCCAUAGUGUUGUGCGAACUGGUUCUUAUGCUGGAGUCCACAGUGGAGCACUAGUAGAUGCAGCAGGACAUAUAAUACAUUAUGAUGGUCACCCAUAUGGAUUGCGGGGUGAUACAGCCGUGAGUGAACGGCUGGCAGCUCCUGCUUAUGCUGCACAACCUCCAUCUUAUGGGCUUGCUGGCUUGUAUAAGCGGACAUCACCAUCCUUGGACAACUUUCCAGGGUUGCCUUCUAAUUCGACAGUAGCACAUAGGAGCUCUGCCUCUGAUCUCUAUCAGUUUGCUGAUUCUAUUGUUGAAAGCGAAUCAUAUCACAGUGGUGGUUCGCGCGCGGCUGGUGCAAUUCCUCCUGUUGUGCCUGCUCACCAUUCAUCCUACUUGUAUUGAAUUUUUGGAAUUAGUCCGCUCGUCGUAGCCUGAUAAGUUUUUGUCUAGGCUUUUUUAGUUAGCAUACAUAGUGAAAAUGAAGGAACAAAUGAGGGUUAACUGAUUUGAUAUCGAAAGCUCCACUCUCCAGCAAAUUGCUGAAUAUUUAAAUAUCAUCUGCGUCUAUUCCUUCUUAUGGAGUUAAAUGGAAGGCUUUCACCCUCUGGUGUUAAUUGUGCAGGCAAGAAAAGGGUGAAGUUGAAGGCUUUGAUCCUCUUGUGUUAA
Messenger RNA from Coffea eugenioides, 2312 nucleotides. RefSeq names its product protein FRIGIDA. The record is from RefSeq and is a predicted model, not a curated record. The coding region runs from base 45 to 2048 and encodes 667 amino acids. NCBI's taxonomy places the organism in Eukaryota, Viridiplantae, Streptophyta, Magnoliopsida, Gentianales, Rubiaceae. The transcript has 3 exons.